AUGCGGGCGUACAUCGACUUCUACUUGACGGCGAGGGGACGGGACUGGCCGACCGUUAUUCGGCAACGGAGAAAAGAUGCCCGCCUGGACAGCAGCUGGUCUGGAGUGCCAGGGAAAAGAAGACCUUUUUCUGACGAUACCACGCCGACAGCCGGCUUAUCUGGAGAUUAUCAUAACUUGACUCGGUCAGAUUCUAUUGAGCGCAUCGGGACACACAUGCUGAACUUCCCAUUCUCCAAUUUAACUCGGCAAAGUCACCACACCAGACAUCGGUCUGCCCGGUUCAGAGGACAGGGAUUGGAACGGUAA
This is a messenger RNA of Penicillium oxalicum, 309 nucleotides long. RefSeq lists its product as uncharacterized. The coding region runs from base 1 to 309 and encodes 102 amino acids. The transcript has a single exon. The record is from RefSeq and is a predicted model, not a curated record. NCBI's taxonomy places the organism in Eukaryota, Fungi, Ascomycota, Eurotiomycetes, Eurotiales, Aspergillaceae.